AUGCUCGAGCCUGACAUCGAGAUUCCAUCAGCAUUCGACCCAUUCGCAGACGCUCAAGAUUCAGACGAACCAGGGACAAAAGGGUACAUUCACAUCAGGAUCCAGCAGAGGAAUGGGAAGAAGAGCUUGACGACUGUUCAAGGUCUGAAUAAAGAUCAUAGCUACGAGAGGACUCUCAAGGAUUUGAAGAAAGGUUUGUGCUGCAACGGGAACGUUGUGGAGCACAAGGAGCUAGGCAAGAUCAUUCAGCUUCAAGGUGACCAGAGGAAGAAAGUGUCUCAGUUCUUGGUCCAGACUGGGAUUGCUUACAAAGAUCAGAUCAAGAUCCACGGUUUCUAA
Molecule: messenger RNA, 339 nt
Organism: Microthlaspi erraticum
Lineage: Eukaryota; Viridiplantae; Streptophyta; Magnoliopsida; Brassicales; Brassicaceae
Source: the annotation of a GenBank genome assembly